Zasmidium cellare ATCC 36951 is the source of this 1443-nucleotide messenger RNA. RefSeq lists its product as uncharacterized. The record is from RefSeq and is a predicted model, not a curated record. Gene Ontology annotation, cellular component: cytoplasm; mitochondrion. Gene Ontology annotation, molecular function: lipoic acid binding; acetyltransferase activity. The coding region runs from base 1 to 1443 and encodes 480 amino acids. Lineage: Eukaryota; Fungi; Ascomycota; Dothideomycetes; Mycosphaerellales; Mycosphaerellaceae. The transcript has a single exon.
AUGAGUACCACCAGAUCCUUCCUCUCCCGCGCCAUCCGUCUCCAACAACACAGACCAACGCACCUCUCGCGACCCCUCUUCUACCGGCAAUUCCACGCCUCCCACACCCACUUCGUGAUAAAACCCUUCCUCCUCGCAGACAUCGGCGAGGGCAUCACCGAAUGCCAGCUCAUACAGUGGUUCGUGCAGCCCGGCGCGCGCGUCGAGCAGUUCGACAAGCUGUGCGAGGUGCAGUCGGAUAAAGCGAGCGUGGAGAUUACGAGUCCGUUCGAUGGGGUGAUUAAGAAGUUGUAUUAUGAGCCGGAUGAUAUGGCGUUGACGGGGAAGCCGUUGGUGGAUAUUGAUAUUCAGCAGGAGUUGAGUGAGGCGGAUGCGGCGAAGUUGGGGGGUGGUGGGGAGGAGGGGAAGAAGGAGGAGGGGGCGCGAGAAGAGCAGAGGGUGGAGGUCGAGGCUGAGGGGGUUGGGGCGGAGCAUACGCCUGAGAGUGAGGCUUCGUCUGGGAAGAGUGAGUCGCAGGAGACCCAACAACCUCCGCCGAGGGAAUCGAAGGGCGACAAGGGCUCGUUGGCUACACCUGCUGUGAGACAUCUUGUCAAGGAGCAUGGCGUGGAGAUUACGGAUAUCAAGGGGACAGGAAAGGAUGGUAGAGUAUUGAAGGAAGAUGUCCAUCGACACGUUUCACAACGGGAUCAAAAGCCCCAAACACCAACAUCGAAAGCACCAGUCGCUACCAAAGAAGAUCGCAAAGUACCGCUUACGGCUGUACAAAACCAGAUGUUCAAGACGAUGACCAAGUCUUUGAAUAUCCCACACUUCCUAUACACCUCUUCGCCCGAUAUGACAGCGAUCACCGCCCUACGGAAGAGACUGAACGCCGCUGCUUCCCCAGACGAGAAGCUCACACACCUUGCUUUCAUCAUGAAGGCCAUCAGCAUAGCCUUCGCACGGCAUCCCCUCCUCAAUGCCUCGCUGGACACCAAGGACCCGAAGAAGCCUGAGCUUACCUACCGUGGCAGCCACAACUUUGGCAUAGCGAUAGACACGCCUUCAGGUCUUUUGGUACCCGUUGUAAAGAACGUGCAAGAUCUCAACAUAGCCGAGAUUGCUUCGACGAUGCGACAACUUUCUCAAGCAGCACGGAACAACAAGCUAGCGCCUGGUGAUUUCAGCGGUGCGACGUUCACAGUCUCCAAUAUUGGCUCUGUCGGAGGUGGUGUAGUAUCGCCAGUGAUAUCAGAACCGCAAGUAGCCAUUGUCGGCGUGGGCAGAAGCAAGAUCGUACCAGCAUUCGACGAGAACGACGAGCUGAUCAAGAGAGAAGAGCUCGUCCUAAGCUGGAGUGCCGACCAUCGCGUGGUAGACGGCGCGGAAUGUGCAAGGUGUGCAGAGCGAGUCAAGUCGUUGCUGGAAGAUCCAGCCUCGAUGCUGGUAGAGCUACGGUAG